This is a messenger RNA of Ilex paraguariensis (yerba mate), 2297 nucleotides long. The record is from the annotation of a GenBank genome assembly. Lineage: Eukaryota; Viridiplantae; Streptophyta; Magnoliopsida; Aquifoliales; Aquifoliaceae.
AUGGGCACAGGGAGGAGGACACAGACUUUCAUGCCGAAUGAAAGUGCACCGUUUGAUCCAAAUCAAUCUGCUAGAAAUUUGAGAAAGAUUCACCUUGGUGGUGUCGUAUUUGGUUGCAAGAACAACACCAUAAGAGAAUGCCUUGUUAAACAACUCUUUGGCUUACCAGCUCAACAUUUUUCAUAUGUCAAGAAUAUUGACCCAGGCUUGCCGCUCUUUCUAUUCAACUACAGUGAUCGCAAACUUCAUGGCAUCUUUGAGGCUGCAAGCUCUGGACAAAUGAAUAUUAAUCCAUAUGCAUGGACUGUGGAUGCUUCAGAGAGAACACUAUAUCCUACUCAGGUUCAGAUCCGUGUCCGGCUGCAAUGCCAACCAUUGCUUGAAGAUCAGUUUAAGCCAGUAAUCAUGGACAACUAUUUUAGUCACAAUCAUUUCUGGUUUGAGCUGGACCACGCUCAAGCAAGUAGAUUGAUAUCUAUAUUAUAUUCUCAAGCUGUUGCUCCGAGUACCUUGGUACCAAAGAAUAUAGCAAUGUGGGGAAAUACAAUCCCAGGCUUGCCCUCUACUGACAGGAGAGAGGAAAAAGGUUUGGGGCCUCCAGCUUCAGAGGUUGAUCUUGCUCGUUUCAAUAAGUCAAAUGGGAAUGUGGGUACUUCAGAUGCUUCUCUCUAUAUAGAUGGCAAAAACCAGCCACUGGAAGCUUGUUUCGGUAAUCAAGUGUCAGAGAAGGAAGAGAAGGAACUCAUGUACAUGAAAUUAAAAGAACUGGCUCUUAACCGUACGCAUUCAGACUCGCCUUUGAUGGAAUGUUUAGGUGAAAAAGUAGCUGACAUGAACUUGGGGCACAAAGUUUCAGUAGAGGCAGAGACAUUUUCUGGGGAGAAAAAUGAGAAGAAUGAAGAAAUUUCUUUGAACUCAUCAGAUUAUCCUUCCAUCAUAGCUCAGUUGAUUCGAGAAAUGGAAGAGCUAAAGGUUUUUAAGACACAGCAAAUUCAAAAGAUGGGUUAUUUGGAGCAGAAGCUGGUUGAAGCAGAAAAAGAAAUUGGACUGCUAAAGGAUGGAUGUACAAAGUUGGAGUAUAUGACUAAUCCUGUUGAACAUGCUGAUGCAACUAUAAUGGAGUCAUUUGAUGAGCUUCCCCUUGAGCUUGACGAGCUGAUACUUCUUGUGGGAGGAUAUGAUGGUGUAUCAUGGUUAUCAGCAUUGGAUGCCUACUCACCUUCGAAGGAUAUGAUAAAGGCUCUUAAGCCAAUGGGCUCUGUUCGCUCUUAUGCUUCAGUUGCAAGGUUGAAUGGAGAGCUUUAUGUUUUUGGUGGUGGAAAUGGUUCUUUGUGGUAUGACACAGUUGAGUCAUACAACCCAGCAAAUAAUCAAUGGACUCUGUGUCCUUCUCUAAAUGAGAAAAAAGGAAGCUUAGCAGGUGCAACUCUGAAUGGCAAGAUUUUUGCGCUUGGAGGUGGGAAUGGGAUUGAAUGCUUUUCAGAUGUUGAAAUGUUUGAUUUAGAUGUUGGUUGUUGGAUUUCAACACGGUCAAUGCUACAAAGGCGAUUUGCUCUUGCUGCAACAGAGCUAAAUGGUGUGCUCUAUGCUGUUGGUGGAUAUGAUGGCAAGGAUUACUUGAAGUCUGCUGAAAGGUUUGACCCCAGAGAACAUUCCUGGACCAGAAUUGAGAGUAUGAAUAUGAGGAGGGGCUGUCAUUCAUUGGCUGUUUUAAAUGAAAAAUUAUAUGCUCUGGGUGGUUAUGAUGGAAGUACAAUGGUUCCAAGCAUUGAAAUUUUUGACCCUCGUCUUGGGACUUGGAUGACCGGGGAUCCAAUGAACCAAUCCAGGGGAUAUUCAGCUGCAGCAGUUGUGAAGGAAUCUCUUUAUGUGAUUGGAGGAGUUAAAUCUGGUGAUGAGAUUGUAGACAUGGUUGAAUGUUUUAAGGAUGGUGAGGGUUGGCAAGCAACCAACUUGAAAGCCAUUGGUAGAAGGUGUUUUUCCUCGGCUAUUGUUUUAGGACAGGAUUAAGCGGUACCUUCUGAAUAUGAGAGCUUAUGGAUUUUCAUCAAUUCAAGAUAGAAGUUGCUUCAUCUCAGCCAUUGUUUUACCAGGGUUAUGGGCUGGGGAGUAAUAUGCAAUCCAGCCUUGUUGUGAAGUUACAGAAUGGUCAAUCAUGUAAUCAGUUUAAUGGCCUUGCUUUUGCUGUUUUGCUGUCCAAGCACCCUUUUCUUGUUGGUUGAAGAUGACACUUAAUUCAGUGACGAUCCUACCAUCACGUUUAAUACAAACUAAAACAAUGCUAAAUUGCACGUCAG